AUGCCGCACCGAAAUACAUACUCAUUUCCAAGGCAACUGUCUGAUUGUGAAUUUGAUUCCUCAUCAUCCAAGUUGUUACAGGAUCAAGAGACGACAGCAGCGCAUUCUGAUCUGUCCUUACAAAGGGAGCAGGAUUGGAGUAGUUAUGCAAUUAAUUCUCAGCUUACACUCUUGACGCUACUCAGUGGUAGUAGGACUAGUAGUAGUUCUGAGCUACCAGUGGCGUUGACGACGACGACGACAUCUCGCAAGGACUACGGUUAUGAAGAUCAAGUGCAACUGCGUAGUUUGGACAGUGGUAGUAGUUAUGCUGGAAGUUUGUUCUCCGGGACGACAUUAGAUGCUAAUUUGUCGACCAGUGUUUUGGACACGCGUUCCACAAUAGUGGGAGAGAACGAGGUGGAUGAAGGACUGAUGGUCGAGAGUUUUGCACAGAAGUCCCUACAGAGUUACUGUUUGCAAAUGGGUUUCGCGAGGCGGCUGGUGGAACAAGCCUCCUUAGAUGGUGAAUCUAUUAUUUCGCGAGAUAUAUAUGGAAUAGGGGUUCUUGGAAGGGUAUCAUCUGACGCAGAGACAGUCUCUUAUAAACUCUGGGUUAGUGGCUGCUUGUCAUACUCAGAUAGGAUCUCAGACGGAUUCUAUAAUAUUCUUGGAAUCAAUCCACGUCUGUGGGAGAUAUGUAAUAGCUUUGAGGAUGGUAGACGAUUGCCUUCUCUAUUGGCACUUAAAGCUAUUGAACCCAAUGAUGAAUCAGUGGAAGUCGUGGUUUUUGAUAGGCGUCGAGAUUUACAUAUCAGGGAACUUGAAGAUAAAGCAGAAGAACUGUAUUCUUCUUCAGAAAGUUACUCUGCAUUGGCUGAGAAAUUGGGAAAUCUUGUAGCUAUGCACUUGGGGGGAACAUUUCCGGUGGAACAAGGUGAUCUCAAAUGUAGAUGGAGGUUGGUUACCAGAGGACUGAGGGAGCUACAUAAGAGUAGUGUGCUGCCGAUUGGUUGUCUUACCAUGGGAUUGUGUAGGCACCGAGCUAUUCUUUUCAAGAAACUGGCAGAUUAUGUAGGUUUACCAUGUAGAAUAGCUCGAGGUUGCAGGUACUGUGCUGAAGACCAUCAGUCUUCUUGUCUUAUUAAAAUUGAGGACAUGGGGACGCAUCCAAGGGAGUACGUAGUUGAUCUAGUUGGGAAACCUGGAAGCAUCUAUUUUCCGAAUUCUUCUAUUAACGGAGCAGCUUGUUCAGUGCCUUCACCAUUUCGUAUUUCGAAUCUUAUAGAAUUUGAAGACACCUAUGUGGCCAGUGCAUCAUACUGCCAAACUUUGAAUUCAAUGAACAACUCUGUUCCUCAAAAUCACUCAGGUACUUCAUAUUCUAGUCUACAUUUUUCAUUCAAUGAUUUCUGCACAAUGACAAAUGUUCUCAUUGAACCAAAUGAUCUGAAUGGGGAGGAGUUCAGGCCUUCUAGAUUUCUGUUGAAUCCAAACAAAGCUGACCCUUCAAAAGAUGGAUGCUCAGGGCCUGGUGGAGAAACCAUAACUUCACAAUAUGAUUACAGAGCGGAAACUGUCUCAGCUGGAUGUUCAUUAAUAGAUACUAUUUUAACCAUUCCAUCAAAUUCAGCUAGUCCUGGCGGACCUGUACCAAGAUACUUAAACAUUGAGCCUUCUCUUGCAAUGGAUUGGCUCGAAAUUUCAUGGGAGGAGUUGCACAUUAAAGAAAGCAUUGGAUCUGGUUCUUUCGGAACAGUUCAUCGGGCUGAGUGGCAUGGAUCGGAUGUCGCUGUCAAGGUGCUAACAAUUCAGGAUUUUCGUGAUGAACAGUUAAAGGAGUUUCUUAGAGAGGUAGCAAUAAUGAAGCGUGUACGUCAUCCAAAUGUGGUGCUCUUCAUGGGUGCUGUUACACAACGUCCACAUCUAUCAAUAGUGACAGAAUAUCUACCUAGGGGAAGUUUAUAUGGCCUUAUUCAUCGUCCUUCUGGUGGAGAGGCAUUGGACCAAAGGAGGAGACUUCGCAUGGCUCUGGAUGUGGCCAAGGGUAUUAACUAUCUCCAUUGCCUUAAACCUCCUAUAGUACACUGGGAUCUCAAAUCUCCAAAUCUACUUGUUGAUAAGAACUGGAGCAUCAAGGUAUGUGAUUUUGGGUUGUCGAGAUUCAAACCAAACACGUUUGUAUCAUCAAAAUCAUUUGCUGGAACGCCGGAGUGGAUGGCUCCUGAGUUCUUACGAGGGGAGCGAUCAAAUGAGAAGUCUGAUGUGUAUAGUUUUGGAGUAAUUUUGUGGGAACUUGUGACUAUGAAACAACCUUGGAGUGAACUUAGUUCAGCUCAGGUAGUUGGGGCUGUUGCAUUCCAGAAUAGAAGGCUAACUGUCCCUCCUAAUACCUCACCCAUAUUGACUUCACUCAUGGAAUCUUGCUGGGACGACGAUGCAAGGAAUAGGCCAUCAUUUGGUAGCAUAGUGGAGACACUAAAGAAACUGCUAAAGUCUCCUUUACAGCUGAUGCAGAUGGGAGUGCCACCAACUCAUUAGAAUCAAUCAAAACCUGG
This is a messenger RNA of Impatiens glandulifera, 2537 nucleotides long. RefSeq names its product serine/threonine-protein kinase CTR1-like. Lineage: Eukaryota; Viridiplantae; Streptophyta; Magnoliopsida; Ericales; Balsaminaceae. The transcript has 15 exons. Gene Ontology annotation, biological process: protein phosphorylation. The record is from RefSeq and is a predicted model, not a curated record. Bases 1 to 2520 code for a protein of 839 amino acids. Gene Ontology annotation, molecular function: protein kinase activity; ATP binding.